AUGGUCUUAGAGCCUCUCAAAGACCUUGGUUUUGAUUUAGUAAUAAAAGGCAUUAAAGGUCCAUCACAAAUAUUAAUAUUAACAGAAGAAGAUACCAGUAGUGAAGAAGAAGAGAAGCCAAAAAUCCCUAGAAACAAAUUGAUUUUGCUACCUAAAAUUCGAAAUCUUAUAUAA
Entrophospora candida is the source of this 174-nucleotide messenger RNA. NCBI's taxonomy places the organism in Eukaryota, Fungi, Glomeromycota, Glomeromycetes, Entrophosporales, Entrophosporaceae. The record is from the annotation of a GenBank genome assembly.